UCGACCUGGUCAAGGGUGUACAGUACUUCAAUCAUUCUACUUCGUGAACUCAUACAGUCAACAUCAAAAAUAAAACAAAAACCUUUCCCUUCUGAAAAUCAAAAAAAAAAAAAACAAAAGUGAAAAUUUGUUGACUUUUCAAUUGAUCCUGCAAUCCGAAAAAGCCAUUGAAGCAUAUGAAUGCUCAAUAUUCAGCCGGGAACAUUGGAGAUAUCUGCUUCUGAUGUUACGUUGGCCGAUUCAGAUCUCAUAGCAGAAGUUGCUGCGUUGGAAGGGAAUAAAAGUGUGAGGCCGAUUAUGUCGUGCUACGACGGCAAUAAUUUUGUGGGCCAGAUUAUGGUUGAGCAUGUCUUGAGUGAUGGUCAGAGUUCAUCUGACUCUAGCUUUGAGACUGUAUCAUCGGAUUGUAGCCAGCUCUCUCUAAGUGAGCUCUCAAGAAUCGCUCUCGUAUCAAGCAAUCUCAAACGGAGAUACAAACGAAAAGCCCAUGAAAAACCCAUAGAGACUAAACGGUUCAAAAAGAUUCUCGAAUCCAGUAAGGAGAGUGUACAAAUCCCCUCGUAUGGAGGUAUGGAGGAGGCAUGCGGUAUGGGAGGCUGCGAAAUCAAAUCCAGACCAUGCUCGGUUAAAUCUGAGAAGGAGAUAGAACCGGAUGUUAUAAAUGGUCAGCGGCCCCCUUAUAUAAACAUACUUCCAGAGAACUCCACUUCUCCGUCGUAAUAUCAGAGUUCUGCUGUUCCAGGAGCUUGAAAAUUCGAUGCAAACAAGGUUCGACCU
Molecule: messenger RNA, 777 nt
Organism: Drosophila willistoni
Lineage: Eukaryota; Metazoa; Arthropoda; Insecta; Diptera; Drosophilidae
Exons: 4
Coding region: 181-720 (179 amino acids)
Source: RefSeq, a predicted model, not a curated record